This is a messenger RNA of Chrysemys picta bellii (western painted turtle), 493 nucleotides long. NCBI's taxonomy places the organism in Eukaryota, Metazoa, Chordata, Testudines, Emydidae. The record is from RefSeq and is a predicted model, not a curated record.
UCUUGCAGGCCUGACAAGGGGCUCAGGCUGGCCCCCGUGUCCCCCGCCCACGCCACGCUGCUCAACGACACCUGGAUGUUUGGGGGGAAUAGCUGGAGCCUGCGGUACCUGUGCCUCCUGAUCCGCCACUUCCCCAACGCCUGCCUGCUGGGCCCUGAGGGGACCCCCAUCUCCUGGUGCCUCACCGACCAGCUGGCUGCCCUGACGCACGGUUACACCCUCCCGGAGCAUCGCAGCCAGCACCACACGAGGCCCAUGGUGGGGAUGCUGGUGGCACAGUUGCAUGCCCGCGGAUUCCCUGUUUACACCCGGGUGCUGACCGACAACAAGGCUUCACUGCACACCCUGCAACGCCUCGGCUUCCACAUCCUGCCCGGGGUAUUCUACAUGCUGGUGGUGAUGCCCCGGUUCACCCAGUCCCAGCCAGCCAGUGGCCUGGUGCCAUAACUAUAAAGAGAAGGGUAAUAGCCCUCCUGUGUAAAAUACUAUAAAA